Messenger RNA from Myodes glareolus (Bank vole), 1717 nucleotides. RefSeq names its product growth factor receptor bound protein 14 (gene Grb14). The record is from RefSeq and is a predicted model, not a curated record. Gene Ontology annotation, biological process: negative regulation of insulin receptor signaling pathway; insulin receptor signaling pathway. NCBI's taxonomy places the organism in Eukaryota, Metazoa, Chordata, Mammalia, Rodentia, Cricetidae. Gene Ontology annotation, cellular component: plasma membrane; cytoplasm.
UCACAGGGGCAGGGUGACAUUUCCUACUCCCCUAGAGCUUCUCUCCCUGAGCCCUGAGAUUCCCGAGGAGUUAGCAUCAAGGACUCCUUUCAUUUUGUCUAUGAGCUCUCGGAGAGGACCCUUCUCGAAGGACAAGCAUGAGUCUGAGUGCAAGAAGAGUUACUCUGCCUGCAAUCACACCACUGGUUCUACAGAAGAGGGUGAUUAAAGUCUACAGCGAGGAUGAGACCAGCCGGGCGUUAGAAGUGCCCAGCGACAUCACCGCCCGAGAUGUUUGCCAGCUGUUGAUCCUGAAGAACCACUAUGUGGAUGACAACAGCUGGACCCUUUUUGAGCACCUGGCUCACACAGGUGUAGAAAGAACAAUAGAAGACCAUGAGUUGGUGGUUGAAGUGCUGUCUCACUGGGGGAUGGAAGAAGACAAUAAGCUGUAUCUUAGGAAAAAUUAUGCCAAAUAUGAAUUUUUUAAGAACCCAAUGUAUUUCUUUCCAGAGCACAUGGUGUCUUUUGCAACGGAGACCAAUGGCGAAAGAUCCCCUACACAAAUGCUGCAGAUGUUUUUAAGUUCAAGCACAUAUCCCGAAAUCCAUGGCUUUCUACAUGCAAAAGAACAAGGAAAGAAGUCUUGGAAAAAAGUUUACUUUUUCCUGAGAAGAUCUGGUUUAUAUUUUUCUACUAAAGGUACAUCAAAGGAACCACGACAUUUGCAGUUCUUCAGCGAAUUCAGCACUAGUAAUGUUUACAUGUCACUGGCAGGCAAAAAAAAGCACGGAGCUCCGACUGCCUAUGGAUUCUGCUUUAAGCCUAACAAAGCAGGAGGGCCCCGGGACCUGAAAAUGCUCUGUGCGGAGGAAGAACAGAGCAGGAUGUGCUGGGUGACCGCCAUUAGAUUGCUUAAGUAUGGCAUGCAGCUGUACCAGAAUUACAUGCACCCAUACCAAGGUAGAAGUGGCUGCAGUUCUCAGAGCAUACCACCCAUGAGAAGCAUAUCGGAGAACUCCCUAGUAGCGAUGGACUUCUCCGGUCAGAAGAGCAGAGUCAUAGACAACCCCACGGAAGCGCUUUCCGUUGCUGUGGAGGAAGGGCUCGCUUGGAGGAAGAAAGGAUGUUUACGCCUGGGGAAUCACGGCAGCCCCACCGCCCCGUCCCAGAGCUCGGCUGUGAACAUGGCUAUCCAUCGGUCCCAGCCAUGGUUUCAUCACAGAAUUUCUCGAGACGAAGCUCAGCAACUGAUUAUCCGUCAGGGGCCUGUGGACGGAGUUUUCUUGGUACGGGACAGUCAGAGUAACCCCAGAACUUUUGUGCUGUCAAUGAGUCAUGGACAAAAGAUAAAACACUUUCAAAUCAUACCUGUGGAAGAUGAUGGUGAGAUGUUCCACACCCUGGAUGAUGGCCACACAAGAUUCACAGAUCUCAUCCAGCUGGUGGAGUUCUACCAGCUCAACAAGGGAGUCCUUCCUUGCAAGUUGAAACAUUACUGUACUAGAAUGGCCCUUUAGCCAAACUGUAUGUGACUCAUCAAAAACAAAGGAAGGAAAGGGAUGCAAAGAAGAAUGUUUAAGGAGAAAAAUAAAAAAAUAGGCUAAAAAUAAACCAUGGUGAAAAAAAUUGAGUUACAAAAAUGGUCAUGCAUUGAAACUUAGUGAAGACUUGGAUUGGUAUGAUACUCAUUGCUUAAAAUUUAUUAGUUAAAAUUAAACCUUAUUUAAAAAACAUA